AUGUCGAGAAUUCCUCCUCCUCGUCGUUAUACGCUUCAACCAUCAGCAAGAAAAGUUUCAUCGAGUUCUGAGUACGCAGGUGACGAUCCUUGGGUUAACGAAUUAUUAAAUCGUGAAAUUGAUUUUUCGAAAUUAAUUCGCCAACGACCAUCAAUUGAAAUUGUCAAUCCAAGAAUUGAUCCUAUUGCAUAUGCUCCGAUUAGAAGAGAAAUACAUCAUCAAUAUCGACUAACACCUUCAACUCAACAUAAUUCAAAUACGUUAAAGGCAAAUUCAACAUCACGAACAUGGAUUAUUGAUCAAACAAAUCAACCUAACAAACAUUCAUCCAAACACAAUUCGCACAAAAGGAGUUUUGAUGAAGAAGAAUCACUUGUGAAAUAUCAAAGAAGACUUAUAUCUCCUAGACGAAAUUCUUCAUUUGCACAUGGUGACUUUAAGGGAAAAGAUAAUGACGACGACGAUGAUGACGAAAAAAGUGAAAACAAAACUCUAUGGAAUUUAUACAGUAGUAAAGAAAAACGGAAUAUUUUGAUAUAUAUCAUCGGAAUAAUGUUAUACAAAUUUGGCUUAGAAGCAUUUAACGGCUCGAUCGUUAGUUUGGCAGCAAAUCGUUACGAUCGUGAUGCCAUGCAAAGUGGAAUGUCGGCGAAAACAUUUGAAAAGGUCGGAUUAAUAAUUGGACUGAACCAAGCGUGUCAGUGUAUUGGAUCGAUUCUUAUCGCUCCAUUGAUCAAACGUUGGCCGACGCGAACGGUUUUAUCCAUAUCGAUAUUUCUAUUUUCCAUAUUCGCCGCAUUGUUAAUGAUCAUCGAUGGAGCGACAGGCGGAAAAAUCAAACCAAAUCCAUUUUAUCCGGCGCACGAACACGAUUACAGCUACUACGGAAACUAUCCGACUAAUCUCAUCAUUCCAAUUUAUUGUUUAACUGGAAUUGCAUAUGGAAUGGUUGAAUUAAUUCGGCGUAUCAUCCCCCGGGAUAUUGUAGGAAGUGAUGAAGAAAAAUUACAACGAAUGGAUGCACUUGUUCAUGUGUUUUACGAAGUUGCUGGCGUCAGUGGGGCGUUUGUAACCGGACUCGUUUUAAUUCCUAAACUUGGUAACAAUUAUUCGUUUAUCAUUACUCCGAUCCUUUUUACUCUAUCCGCGAUUGUUUGGUUCUUUAUUAAUGCNAAACUUUGUCCUCCACUAGGGUCACUGAAUAGUCACUAUCGAACAGCGAUGUGA
Messenger RNA from Adineta ricciae, 1227 nucleotides. Lineage: Eukaryota; Metazoa; Rotifera; Eurotatoria; Adinetida; Adinetidae. The record is from the annotation of a GenBank genome assembly.